Messenger RNA from Rotaria sp. Silwood2, 387 nucleotides. Lineage: Eukaryota; Metazoa; Rotifera; Eurotatoria; Philodinida; Philodinidae. The record is from the annotation of a GenBank genome assembly.
AUGAUAUCACGAUUUAUUGUGAUUAGCUCUAUUAUUACUGAUAUCACAUUAUCACCUAGUAAUGAAAUCGGUUUAAAAAAGAAACAAUACCAUAAGCUUCAAAAGUUAUCAUUUCCUCGUCUUGAUUGGUUAUAUUUAUCAGCAUUGAAAUCUGUUUUGUUUCCAUUUUAUCGAGCAACAGUAUUGCUAUCAGGUUCAAAAUAUCCAACUCUUUCAACAACUUACCAUGUUUUAAAAGAAUUGGAAAAAUUCUUAACAACUUUAAAAAGUGAUCGACCAUUAGUAAAUUCAUUAAAGGGACUUCUAUUAGUUCAAUUCAAUUAUUAUUUUGAACAAGAAAUAUCAUGGGAACAAAAUCGUGCAGCAUUAGUAAGUAUAACUGUUUAG